GCGCUCGCCAGAAACCGGAAGAGAGCGAUGCAACAGCUUUUAGCUGUUUAGUAGUUCUGUGGCUAAACUGUUUACAACAACAAAAACGACUCUUCAGAGUCCAAACUUUCGGCAUGGGAACUACUGCAAGUCAACUCGGGAAGGAUUUGCUGUCAGAAUACCAAGAGCUGACCUUCCUGACAAAGCAAGAAAUUCUUCUUGCACACAAGAGAUUCUCAGAACUGCUCAGUAAGGAUGAGAGAAAUCUUCCAAAUACCAGGGUAUCAAUGGAGAGGAUUCUUACGCUGCCCGAGCUGAAGUCCAACCCUUUCAGGGAAAGAAUCUGCCAUGUAUUCUCAACAUCUGACCAGAAAAAUGGAAGCCUUUCAUUUGAAGACUUCCUGGAUCUUCUGAGUGCCUUCAGUGACUCUGCUACUCUGGAAAUCAAAUCCCACUAUGCAUUCCGUAUAUUUGACUUUGACGAUGAUGGAACCCUUGAUUGUGGCGAUCUGGAGAAGCUGGUGAACUGCUUGACCGGUGAAACAGACGACACAAGACUAACCACUGACGAAAUGAGGCAGCUCAUCAACAACAUUCUUGAAGAAUCAGACAUCGACAAGGACGGAACCGUGAACCUCUCAGAGUUUCAGCAUGUCAUUUCAAGAUCACCGGACUUUGUCAGUUCUUUCAAGAUUGUGCUGUGAAGACCUCUAGUGGGCUGUGGAAACACACCAACCUUUGAUUCUCAUAUUAUGAUGUUUGAUUUUAAGUAAGAAUUUUAGAUACCUGCCUUAAAUUAUACUUGCCUGUGGAUUUUACUGCCUUAAAUAUUUUAUGUAUCAUUUGUGAAAAAUAAACC
Molecule: messenger RNA, 838 nt
Organism: Amphiprion ocellaris (clown anemonefish)
Lineage: Eukaryota; Metazoa; Chordata; Actinopteri; Pomacentridae
Product: calcium and integrin-binding protein 1
Exons: 7
Coding region: 114-683 (189 amino acids)
Molecular function (GO): calcium ion binding
Source: RefSeq, a predicted model, not a curated record